This is a messenger RNA of Pteropus alecto (black flying fox), 4488 nucleotides long. RefSeq names its product adhesion molecule with Ig like domain 1 (gene AMIGO1). Bases 152 to 1612 code for a protein of 486 amino acids. Gene Ontology annotation, biological process: brain development. The transcript is spliced from 2 exons. NCBI's taxonomy places the organism in Eukaryota, Metazoa, Chordata, Mammalia, Chiroptera, Pteropodidae. Gene Ontology annotation, molecular function: protein binding. The record is from RefSeq and is a predicted model, not a curated record.
CCGGCCGGUGAGGCGCCGCUGGGGGAGGCCGCGACGGAGCGCCUGGACCCGCCAUGGGCUGAGACACGUCCUUACCGAGCAGAACAUGCCCGGGUGACUCCCUCCCGGAUCUUCCUGGUGGCCUUCCUCGCUCUCUCCAGUGACAGACACUAUGCAACCCCAGCGUGACCUGCGAGGCCUCUGGCUCCUGCUGCUGUCCUGGUUCCUGCUCCUCUUAGAGGUGGCCAGAGCUGGCCGCCCCGCGGUUAGCUGUCCUGCUGCCUGCCUGUGCGCCAGCAACAUCCUCAGCUGCUCCAAGCAGCAGCUGCCCAACGUGCCCCACGCCUUGCCCAGCUACACCGCGCUGCUGGACCUCAGCCACAAUAACCUGAGCCGCCUGCGGGCCGAGUGGACCCCCACGCGCCUGCCCCACCUGCACUCCCUGCUGCUGAGCCACAACCACCUGAACUUCAUCUCCUCUGAGGCCUUUUCCCCAGUACCCAACCUGCGCUACCUGGACCUCUCCUCCAACCAGCUGCGGACAUUGGACGAGUCCCUGUUCAGCGGGCUACAGGCACUGGAGGUGCUGCUGCUUUACAAUAACCAUAUCAUGGCAGUGGACCGCUCAGCCUUCGAGGACAUGGCCCAGCUGCAGAAACUCUACCUGAGCCAGAACCAGAUCUCCCGCUUCCCUCUGGAACUGCUCAGGCUCCCCAAACUGACGCUCCUGGACCUCUCCUCCAACAUGCUGAAGACCUUGCCGUUGCCUGACCUGCAGAAGCUGCACGCGUGGGUCAAGAAUGGGCUGUACCUCCAUAACAACCCCCUGCACUGCAACUGCGAGCUCUACCAGCUCUUUUCACACUGGCAGUACCGGCAGCUGAGCUCCGUCGUGGACUUUCGGGAGGACCUGUACUGCAUGAGCGCCAAGAAGCUGCACAACGUCUUCAACCUCAACUGCAGCGAGUACAAGGAGCGUGCCUGGGAGGCCCACCUGGGUGACACCUUGACCAUCCAUUGUGACACCAGGCAGCAGGGGAUGACUAAAGUGUGGGUGACACCAAGUAAUGAACGGGUGCUAGACGUGGUGGCCAACAGCACGGUGACAGUGUUCGAGAAUGGCAGCCUUCAUUUCCAGGGCGUGCAGGUCGAGGAUGGAGGUGUGUAUACUUGCUACGCCAUGGGGGAGGCUUUCAACGAGACGCUGUCUGUGGAGUUGAAAGUGUACAAUUUCACCUUGCACGGACACCACGACACCCUCAACACAGCCUAUACCACCCUGGUGGGCUGUAUCCUCAGUGUGGUCCUGGUCCUCAUAUAUCUGUACCUCACCCCUUGUCGCUGCUGGUGUCGGGGUGUCGAGAAGCCCUCCAGUCACCAAGGAGACAGCCUCAGCUCUUCUAUGCUUAGUACCACACCCAACCACGAUCCUAUGGCUGGUGGGGACAAGGAUGAUGGUUUUGACCGGCGGGUGGCCUUCCUGGAACCUGCUGGACCUGGGCAGGGUCAAAACGGCAAGCUCAAGCCAGGCAACACCCUGCCGGUGCCUGAGGCAGCAGGCAAGGGCCAGCGGAGAAUGUCAGAUCCGGAGUCGGUCAGCUCGGUCUUCUCUGAUACGCCCAUUGUGGUGUGAGCAGGAUGGGUUAGUGGGGAGGUUCUGCCCCAGGAGAGGUAAUGUACCCCUGAAGGAUUUGAGGGGAAGGAAGAGAGGGCUGGCUGCCCGAGGGAGUGGGUUCCCCCUGACCUCAAGGGAGUUGGUCAUGGGUACAACAGCAGGCAAGACCCCAACCAGGGUGUGGCUGCCACGAUUUUCAAAUAUGGAUAUAGUAAUCCUCAGGCAAAUGCUUCACCCCUACCCAAAGCCCUGGCAUUUGUCAACUUGUAGAGGAAGAGGGGCGUGUCCAAGUUGGGUGGGAAGGAGGAAGGGGUGGGAGGAAGAGCAGAGUCCCUAAACUUUUUUGAGGUCAUCCCUAGCUCCUCAAGAGAAAAUCGUUUGGGAGAAAAAAUCAUUUUUUUUUUCUCUCUGCCCACCCACACCUGUGAAUUUGGGUGUGUUGGGGGAGCUUCCACAGGAGCCACAUUGGGGAAAAGCUGCACUAUCUUCUUUGGCCAGGAAAUCACACUUCACAGCUGGGGAAAUUGGAAACCUUUGGGAUAACGAGUCAGGAAAAGGCUGAGACCUCAAUCAAUAACACUCCCCAAAGCUGCUGUGAGACUUCCCACUAAUGCCUUCCUUUUUCCCCGAUGAGCCCUGGGUAGAUGGAUCUUUCCAGGAGCCUGGCCCGUUGCCUGUCAGAUACGGCAGCAACGUGAGAUGUGGUGUCUGUGCCUUGCCCUGGGACCGGUGGCACAGAAGGGUACAGCAUGAACUGAGGGGUCUGUGUCACCCACGGCAUAGGUGCCAGCACAAAACUUGUAGAUGGGGGAUAAACUCCAGAUUGGCUAAUUUCGUUGGUGAAACCCUUGGCUAGCACUUGGUUCCAGCGCCUGUAUGUCAGACCAGGGUGGGGACGGCCGAAGGCAGAGCUUUUAUGGAUGCCUGCCACAGAUGUGAGGCCACUUCACACUAGGAGGGUAAAUCAGCCUCUCUCAUGUAGCAUCCAGCUGGACCUGGCUUUCUGUGUACGCCAUCUCUUCAUUCAGGCUCCUUAUCAAGCUCAGGUGGGAUUCUGAGUUUUCCCUAAUAUGCUGCUCUGCAGAGGGCGGAGUCCUGGAAAGUCUGGCCCCAGCUAGGUUCGACUGGGUUUGGGAAUAGAGGGGACCGUGUAUCUCCUCGGUGUUGGCAGACCUGCCUUGCUCCUCUCCGGGAUCAAACCCGUGCUGCAAAGCCAAACUGUGCGAUUCCAUCAGCCUAGGGGUCGGAAUUGGGUGGUCUGUGCCCUAGAAUGGCAGUUGGGAGUGUGGCUCAGAGUUCUGCCUCUCCACACGCUUCCGGGCAGUCUCGUAACAGAGACAGUCAGUGGCACUAAACUUUCAGAAGGGGAGCUCUGCCACCCCCGCCCCUUUGAGCCAGAGGUCUGUGCAGUUGUGGUCCUUAGGCCAGAGGAACUUAAGAAGAACCGGCCCAAUGUUCCAUUCCAUUCAAGGUUACAGAAUACUUUGGGUAGGGAGAUGGCUGCUCCCUUUAACUUCUCCGUUUGACUAGACUGCAGGCCUCGGGAGAUGGCUGCUCUGCGCUUUGGCAAGGGGACAAGCAGGGUGGAGGUGAAGAUGUUCUCAUGUUGGUCUUUUUCAGUCCUCCCCUCUCUCGUCAAGUUCCCUGUCCAGUGGAAGUUCUCCAGAUCUUCUGGUGUUCUGAACUGCUCCUUAGGUUCCAAGAGGUGUCAUUUACCUGCGGGUGAGGGCUGCUUGCUAGGAGAGCCUGACUCCUGCUGCCUGUUAAGAUUGGGAAGGGGACUGGAACUUAACAUCUUCCCCUUGUCUGCGCCUGGGAGGUCAAGGCUGCUGUCCAUCCUUUAUUAGUAACUAGUCUUGUCGAGAGGUGCAGCAUUUCCCUCAAGUAGUUGCAUGCUCGUAGGUACGCAUGCUCAUAGGUAUGCAUGCACGCCAGCACCUUGACUUCCAUCAGGACAAUGAUUGUUGAGUCCCCACUAAUGUUCAUUUUCAGAAUGGUCUCCAACUGUGCGCACAACUUCAUGCACACAGUUUUCCUGCCCUAUAGAAGAGACAGUGAUCAUGCCAGGCUCCCCAAAGACAAAGUCUUAUGCUUCUAAUUUCUGAACUUUCUGAAGCUUCACCCACAUCUCCAUGGCGCUGAAUAACUUCUCUGCAAAGCCCGGAGUUAGGAGAACCACAGGCUGAGGACCCUGGGAGAAGGGGUGAUGGGGAGCUAGCCGGUUCUUCAGACUCCUCAGUGACCUUCCUUGGAUUAAAGACAAUAUAUAUGAGAAAUAAAUGUGCAGCUAGGUCAGUGAAGGACCCAGCAGGAAACUGGCAGGGGCCAAGCAGCUGUACGUUGCUCUUCCUCUGUGAACUGCCCUGCUCAGACGGGCCGGAGGGGAAAGUUGUCUGGGUAAAUUCCAGAGACUUCUAAAGGUUUUGUUCCUGGAGAUGUAGGAACCAGGACUGCCUCCUCAGACUUCCCAAGGAGUCUGGGAAAAUCUCGUCACCCUGCUGCGGUAGCCCCAUGAGGGCUCUGAAAAUCUUCACAGCGGAUGCCCAGUGGGGCAUUCUAGCCGAGUUCCUGAGGACUGGGAGGGCCGUUUUCUUCAGAAGUCCUACCCAAGUUAGGGAAGAAUGGGCUGAGGCUCAGUAAGUCUCCCUACUAUUUCCACUAGUUUGGCCCUAGUUUGAGAGACUGGUGGCUGUGCCUGGCUGCCCCCGACCAGGACCCUGGAGUGUUUAGCCUCUUCUGUGGUUUCAGCUGAUAGAACCCGAAGGUCGCUUUCUACUUGGCGGGACUGAGUCCUCAGCGUAUGUAGGCUCACUAGGACCCAGUGUGGGAAACUGCCAGGUCUCGUUAUGAGAAACGGCUGAGAGAUCAUCCCCUCCCUUCCCCCCACCCACACC